Molecule: messenger RNA, 3389 nt
Organism: Bombina bombina (fire-bellied toad)
Lineage: Eukaryota; Metazoa; Chordata; Amphibia; Anura; Bombinatoridae
Product: protein bicaudal C homolog 1-B-like
Cellular component (GO): cytoplasm
Molecular function (GO): protein binding; RNA binding
Source: RefSeq, a predicted model, not a curated record
AGCACUAUGGCAGCUCAGUGCGACUCCAUGAGCGGAUACAUGACCCAGUCAGACCCGGGCUCCAACAGCGAGCGAAGUGCUGACUCCCCACUGCCCUGUUCGGAAGAUGAUUCUCUUGGCCCUGCUGCCCCCCACGAUCCUGAGUGGGGUGAAGAAAGAUUCCGAGUGGAUAGGAAGAAGUUGGAGACCAUGUUGCAAGCUGCAGCAGAAGGCAAGGGGAAAAGUGGGGAAGACUUCUUUCAGAAGAUUAUGGAAGAGACAAAUACACAGAUUGCUUGGCCUUCCAAGCUGAAGAUAGGAGCAAAGUCAAAGAAAGAUCCCCACAUCAAAGUUUCUGGCAAAAGAGAGAAUGUGAAGGAAGCAAAAGAAAGGAUUAUGUCUGUUUUAGACACAAAGAGCAACCGGGUCACAUUAAAAAUGGACGUCUCGCACACAGAGCAUUCACAUGUUAUUGGUAAAGGUGGCAAUAACAUUAAGAAAGUGAUGGAAGAAACUGGGUGUCAUAUCCACUUUCCAGACUCAAACAGAAAUAACCAAGCAGAAAAAAGCAACCAGGUGUCCAUUGCAGGACAGCCAGCCGGUGUUGAGUCUGCAAGAGUAAGAAAAAGGGAGCUGCUACCUUUGGUGUUAAUGUUUGAACUGCCUAUAGCUGGAAUUCUGCAGCCAAUUCCAGACCCAAACUCUCCCACAAUUCAGCACAUAUCCCAGACUUACAAUAUAACAGUAUCCUUCAAACAGCGCUCAAGAGUUUACGGUGCUACUGUUAUUGUGAGAGGUUCCCAGAAUAAUACAAGUGCUGUGAAGGAGGGCACAGCGCUACUUCUAGAGCAUCUUGCUGGUAGCUUGGCGACUGCUAUUCCAGUUAGCACACAGCUAGAUAUUGCUGCUCAGCAUCAUAUCUUCAUGAUGGGAAGUAACGGCUGCAACAUCAAACACAUCAUGCAAAGAACCGGUGCUCAGAUUCAUUUUCCAGAUCCAAAUAAUCCCUCAAAGAAAUCCACAGUCUACCUCCAAGGCACCAUAGAGUCCGUCUGUCUUGCCAGACAGUAUCUCAUGGGUUGUCUUCCACUUGUUUUGAUGUUUGACAUGAAAGAAGAGAUUGAUGUAGAGCCACAGUACAUCACUCAACUCAUGGAACAACUGGACGUCUUCAUCAGCAUUAAACCAAAGCCAAAACAGCCAAGUAAAUCUGUUAUUGUAAAAAGUGUGGAACGAAAUGCGUUAAAUAUGUACGAAGCCAGAAAAUGCCUUCUUGGACUUGACAGUAGUGGUGUUACCAUUGCAAGUCAAUCUAUGCUAUCCUGCCCAAUUGCAAUGCCGUGCCAUGGACUGGAUAUUUUAGCAUCUGCUGGAUUGGGACUCACUGGUCUGGGUCUCUUGGGUCCAAAUGCACUAUCAGUUAAUUCGUCUGCAGCUCAAAAUUCCUUGCUGAAUGCCCUCAAUAAUGCUGUUAGCCCUCUACACAGCCCGAGUUCUGCUACACCCAACCAGACUUUGUGGGCAACUUCACUAGCAAACGCCACAAAUGCUACAGGAUUUUCAGCUAUACCACACCUGAUGAUGCCAGCUGCUGCCCAAGCAACGCUAACCAGUUUUCUGCUAUCUGGGGUGCCUAACUUUGGGCAAAACACUCCAUCUCCACCUCCUGGAUUGACUCCAGUGGAUGUUCAUAUGAAUGGAAUACACUCUGAAUCCAAGAAAGUCUCAUCCAAUUUAAACGGACAUGUAAAGACUUCAAACAUGAAAUAUGGUCCAAUAUCUGCAUCAUCUCUAGGGGACAAAGUGUUAAACUCAAACCUUCCUGAUUCGUCAAGACAGUCAAACAGCCAUAAAUCCUCAGAACCCGUGAAUGCCAAGACUGAUUCUGAAGGCUGUAAUGACGCUUUUGUUGAAGUCGGCAUGCCGAGAAGCCCCUCCCAUUCUGCAAACACCAACGAAUGAAAGCAAAUGCUAAAUUCUACCAAAGCACCGUGUGCCAAGAGGCAAACUGUUGAGUUGCUACAAGGCACCAAGAAUUCUCACUUACAUAAUACAGAAAGAUUACUCUCUGAUUCGGAGAUGAGCACUUCAGAAAGUCCAGUGACCGAUAAAAAAGCUCCUGGAAGUGAAAGGGCAGCAGAAAGGGCCGCAGCAGCACAGCACAAUUCUGAGCGAGUACGACUUAAUUCUCAGUCAUCAUAUGCAAAUAUGCAGGCAUAUUACUAUGAACAAAAAAAGCUUUUGGCAACAAAGGCUAUGUUAAAAAAGCCAGUUGUCACAGAAGUAAACCCCACAAAUACUUGGAGCGGGUUGGGUUUCUCAAAGUCAAUGCCAGCGGAAACGAUAAAAGAAUUAAGGCGAGCUAAUCAUGUGUCAUACAAGCCUACAAUGUCAACCAGAUAUGAGACACCAUCCAUGUCUCUAUCAAGGUCAAAGAGCCGAGAGCAACUGGGAAGCGGCAGUGAUUCUGAUAACUGGAGAGAACGGAAUGGUUCACCCCACAAUGAUUACUCCUCAUCAAUUGGGAGUCCCAAACGAAAACAAAAUAAAUCCACUGAACAUUAUCUUAGCAGCAGUAAUUAUAUGGACUGCAUUUCUUCGCUAACUGGAAGCAACGGUUGUAAUCUAAAUAGUUCUUUCAAGGGAACAGAUCUUCCAGAACUAUUCAGCAAACUUGGAUUAGGAAAAUAUACAGACAUCUUUCAACAGCAAGAGAUUGAUCUCCAGACGUUCCUCACCCUGACAGACCAAGAUUUAAAGGAACUUGGCAUUUCAACAUUUGGUGCUCGAAGAAAAAUGUUGCUGGCGAUUUCAGAGCUGAAUAAAAACAGAAGGAAGCUUUUUGAACCAACCAAUAUACGUUCUUCAUUUCUGGAAGGAGGGGCAAGUGGUAGACUCCCACGUCAGUAUCACACAGACAUUGCCAGUGUCAGCGGUCGCUGGUAGCACCCAGCAAAAAAACUUAACCAUAACCGCAGACCUGUGGACAGGCAUUACUUUGCAUAUUCUUACCAUCAGCACUUUAAAACACAAGGUGCCAAGGACCAAAGUCCACACAAGUACUUGUGCUUAAAAAACGCUUGUGUUGUCAUUCGGAACACCAAAUGUGGAAUAUGUUGUGUACGCCCAUGUAGACUGGACCGCAUUGCAAUAGCAAAAAAAUAAUGAUUUUAUGUUUUAGUAUUUUAUGUAUAACUACAAUGUAUGCACUGAAAUUUUACCUUUAUAGAAUGAAGAAUGAGUCUCUCAACUAGAGGGCUUGAAUUAAUUGUUUUAUUGUGGAGGAAUUUUCUAGUAUUCAAAAUAAUCAAGAUACUUCUGCACUUUACAUGCUCUGAUUUUGUCUCCUGUGGAAAUGUAACGUUCUCUUAUUUCCAUGAAAACACAAUUUAUUGACACUAAUCAAACAU